UCUUCGUAGUCGCUCCGCGCCGCGCUGUCCCACGUUCCUUACGAAGAUUACACAUUUUUCGGGGUUCCUUGCCGUACAUUAUACAAAUAAUCCGUUACCUGUUUUCAGUUGUGCGCUGUGUGACGUAAAUAAUCCCGGAAUGAAGGACAGUAAAGUUAUAGUACAAUUAAAUUAGGUGUUUGUGUUUGUGUGAAGUAAUUUGGAAAUAUGUUAUGGAUGAAUGGAAGAUUAACAAGCAGUGUCAUGAUUUGGAGCAAUAUGCGACAUGCAAAUAAUUUUCAGUAUCAUAUUUUACUGAAUCCGGCAUAAAACUGACCUGAGUGGAAAAUUUUAAGAUGGCCUUGUCGCUAAAAAUAUUUUUAUUCAUCGCUAUUAUUUCGAUGGUUAAUGUAACAAAUACUGUUUCAACCUUUUUGGAACCAUGGGAAUGUUCUGAUAAAUACACGUCGUGCGACAAGUGUUCUUUUACCAUAACUUUAACGGAGACAGCAGUAGGGCACAAUCAUGUAUUAGUUUGUUGCACUGGAACAGGAGAACAAGAUUGGAUUCAAAAGCUCACGAAUAAAACCUACGUAGAAGUAGAUAUACACCUUGAUCUUAUUAUGUGCAAUGUGAGCAACAUUGAUUUCAUGGUACCUAAAUUUGAUACGUUUUCGAUAGCUAUAAGAAAUAACAAUAUAGCAAAUAUAAAUUUAGACAUGGAAAAUAAAAAUUUACAAAGUAUUGAUAUGUCUUCAAAUACAUUAAAAUUUAUUACCAAAGGCUUGUUUAAUAAAUUUUCAAACCUUCGAAAAUUAAUAUUGAGUCAAAACAGUAUCAUUGAUAUAUUUGAUGGGAGUUUUGAUGGGCUAUCGAAAUUGGAAUCUCUGGACCUAUCUGAAAACAAAUUAACGAUAUUAACAAAUGUUUUUACGGCACUGAAAAAUCUCCAACAUUUAAAUUUAAGUAGGAACAACAUUGAAUUUAUUCACGAAAAUUAUUUCAACAACUGGUUGCUGCAACAUUUGGAUGUUUCACACAACAAUUUAAAAAAAGUGGCACCAGGAGCUCUACAGCUUUUGCCAAACUUAGCACGACUUUUGCUGACAGAUAAUCCGCAUUUAGGCAUUACGCAACUAGACACACAACUAUUGGUUGGCACUGGCCGUAGAUUGCAGCAAAUAGAUGCGUCAAGGAUCGGCCUGUACCAGGUUCCAGAAGCGUUUACACACUCUGUUCGUUUCCUGUCGCUAGUCGGAAAUAGAAUAUCCGCAGUGAGAUGUGGAGAUCUUGAUAGCUACCCGUUACUACAAUCGCUUGAUUUUUCGAAUAAUAAAAUAAUGUUAAUCGAAGAUGAUUCACUUGGUCGUUUGGAAAUGCUAUUAUUUUUGAAUUUAAAUAAAAACUUAUUAACGGCCAUACCAAGAUCAUUGCCGGAUGAACUGAAAUAUUUUUCUUUGAACAAUAACUUGGUAAAGAAUCUUUCCAUUCCUGAUUUCAAAGGGUUACCAAACUUGCGCAUAGUUCUGUUACAAAAUAAUAACAUCAAAUUAAUUGAAGAUCAUGUUUUUGAUGAUCUGUUGUCUCUCGAAAUCUUGGACAUUUCUAAUAACCCAAUACAAACAUUAUCGUCGAGUUCAUUUGACGGCCCCCUAUCUCUAAGGGAUUUAAGACUAUGCUAUUUAAAUCUAUCUUUACCGGUACAAGAUGGCACUUUUCCGAUUUCUUCCCCAGAAAAUGUACAGAUGCUUCAUUUACAGUCUAGUCCAGGAUUAGCUAAACUUUUCCUGGCAGAUUCAGCCGCCUUAGCCGCAUUUUCACAUUUACAAUAUUUAGACUUAAGAAUGAAUGAUUUGCCAGAAAUCAGAAAGGAUUUAUUGUUUUAUUUAAGCCAAUUGAAAACUUUAAGAUUGCACGGUAAUAAAAUAAAUUGCAAUACUGAAUUAUGGCUCAAAGAUUGGAUGAAUUGGAAUAAUACUUUGGCUGCAGAAGAGACAUGCUACUACUCAAGUACGGAAGCGAAAACUGAAGUAACAAAGUUCAACUGCACAUUCCCUGAAACAUUCACAAUCAGCGAUAGCUUACCGCCAGUUAAUUUAUAUAGCACUGAAAUGAUUAACAAGCUAUUAAGAUAUUAUGGAUAUUUAAACAAUAAAACUGAAAGAACUAAUAAACGUGGAAACCAUCGACAUAAAGAGAAUGGCAAACAAGUUUUUGACAAUCAGAUAAACAAUAUUCCGAACACAAUUGAAACUACUAAAGAUUUAACUAGCUCCGAAAAUCUUUUUAAUAAAUCUCAAGAUGAAAACUUACAGCUGAUCCAAUAUUCGAAACACGAAUCAUAUAAAUCGAAAAGUAUCUUCAGGAAAAAAGAUGAUUCCAUGGAGAUAUCCAAAAAAGGUGGAUUGAGUAAAAGUUUAAAUACUGCAAUUAAUGUAUCUAAGAAGAUUUUUGUUAAUAGUUCUCAAAUAAACAUAACCAAGAAAAAUGGAAUUUCUAAAAUGGUUGGUUCUAAAAUUGGAGAUAGGGUUUUGAACGAAAGUACAUCAAGUCAAAACCUGAAGACGGAAUACUCACCAUACCAACUUAAUCACCAUCAAUACGCUCAAUAUAUUGGCAUGUCCGCAGUAUUCACCUUGAUAAUAAUAGCUGUAAUUAUAUGGGCGAGUUUUCGAUUUAGGCAGAGACGGCGAGUUCCAGUCGUCAGCCCACAAAACGACGACCAAAUAGAAGUAUCAAACAUUUCCGGCAGAGUGCUGUGGUGACAUUUACGAGCAGUCGACCCGACACCUUUCGAAUAUGAUUCUCUUCUGACGUAGCAUUAAUUUCGAAACGGGCGACUGCGAGUAAUAUAGCUACGUUUGUGAUAGACGUGGUAAAUAUUUUUCUAACAAAUAAGUACGAGUACAAAUAGAAAGGUCAGCCGAGAAAAAAAUGUUCAGCUGAGUACUUUGUAAAUAUUAAAAACAUAUUUGUUCAAUCAUAUAGGGAUUUAUUUUUGUGUAAAAUCUUGGUAGAGUUGUUACGAUAGAUUUAUUUAGUGUGCAUAUUAUGUACAUAAGUUGAAAUACGACGCUUUGGUGUACAAAAAUGCUUCAAAAAUGAACGAUGUAAUAAGUUCAGUAAUUAGCGUGUUAGUUAACACGGAAAAUUGAUCUACCAUAUAUGUAUUGUAUGCAUCAAUUAAUGAUUUCACAAAUACAAACGAGUGAUAUUGUUGACUAACGCAAUAUGCAAUGUGAAUGUGUAAAAACUUUACUAAAAAGUCAUGUCUUCCCUAAUUAUCCUUUAUAGCUGUGAAUAAUAAUUAACUCUUUACUUAUAAGUGCCAAAAGUUCAUCAGCCUUUCGUACGGUAUAUACGUUAUAUAUUUCGUAUUUUAUUUGUAUCUUGAAAAACUACGCAGUUUCUAAAUGUAAAUAACAAUGUAAAGUAUUUUUAUAGUAGAGUGAAAUUUAAAUACAUGGUGUGACAUUCAUUAUUCCUCUUGGUUAACGAAUUUUGUUUUUCAAAUGAAUUUUAAAAUGCAGUGGCCGAACAUAGUGGUAUCACUUGUAAAUACUAUUUAUUAAUACAUAAUGUGAGGUAUUACAUGCAUACAUAGUGUAUCUAAUUUAAAGUGUUGCUAAGAAACUGGCCAUGUUUAGAAGUUUAAUGGAAAAAUUCAAGCACUUACAAAAUUUCAUUACUUUGUCUGGAACUUAUGGUUGUAACUUGAUGUGUAUAAAUUUUUCUGAGAAUUAUGUAUAGAUUAACGUUUUUUACGUGACAGUAGUUUCAUAUGUUAUAUUAUAAAACCGAAUAGCCAAAGAUUA
This is a messenger RNA of Bombyx mandarina (wild silkworm), 3794 nucleotides long. It is a transcript of the gene 2mit, whose product is annotated as leucine-rich repeat-containing protein 2mit. Lineage: Eukaryota; Metazoa; Arthropoda; Insecta; Lepidoptera; Bombycidae. The record is from RefSeq and is a predicted model, not a curated record. Gene Ontology annotation, molecular function: protein binding.